This is a messenger RNA of Ictidomys tridecemlineatus (thirteen-lined ground squirrel), 718 nucleotides long. RefSeq names its product chromosome 5 C20orf141 homolog (gene C5H20orf141). The record is from RefSeq and is a predicted model, not a curated record. NCBI's taxonomy places the organism in Eukaryota, Metazoa, Chordata, Mammalia, Rodentia, Sciuridae.
GUUAGUGGGUGGGCAGGGUGGGGAGGGGAAGAUACCCAGGAGCCAAUUCCCUAUACUCUGAGCUCACACUUGAGGAUCUGCUAGAGACCUACCCCCUCUUCCUCUCCACUCCUCCUCCCCGCUUCCAGCACUAGCUCUUCCCAUCACCUCCAACUCCUCCAUGACCCGGCUCUGCUUACCCAGGACCAAAGCCCUUGUAGAUCUGAACCCACUCCCUUCCAAGGGCCUAGGUGCUGGGGAGGGAUUGGGAAGUGCAGUCCAUCCAUGUGUGUCCCUCUGGCACCCUAGCCAGGCCCAGCUCCUGGACAGUGUCCUGGGGCUGGGGGCGCUAGGGCUGACAAUUCGAGCAAUCUUUUGCUCGGCUGGCCCAGCCCUGCUGCUGCUGCUGCUACUGGUCAGCUUCCUCACCUUUGACCUGCUCCACAGGCCCUCAGAUCCCACCAUACCGCAACACAGACUUCUCACAAGGGGCCAGAGUCAGGGGGCCGGUGAGGGUCCAGGACAGCAAGUGGCUCCUCUCCUCCCAACGGGGGCAAUCCCGGGACAACUCAGCCUCCAAGACGCACUACUCCUGCUGGGCCUGGGCCUGGGGCUGCUCCUGGGAGCCCGAGGCAUGCCCUUAGCCCUGCUGGGUGUGGCUUUCUGCCUCCAUCCUUGGGCUUGACGGAUCUCCCAAAAUACCGAGUGCCCUCCAAAAAUACACUGGUCAUCCUGCUUC